UCCAUCCUCUGUCGCAGGACGGGCGUGUCCAAUAUGAGUGCACGCAAGAGGAAGCUUGGGGCAGUCAUAAAUGCAUCCACUGAACUGCCCGAGUCGUUGCAGUACACUCCAGUACCAAAAGUGCCCAUCGCACCUACCCCGAAGAAGAUCAAGACUGUCGCUGCGGCGCCUGCGCGCGUCGAUGUGCUCGUUGCUAGUGCUGGUUUAUUGCAGAUGCAAGCUGAUGGCUUGCUCGAGACGCUACGUCCUCGGCAGAAGGAUCUCUCUUGUCAUCUUGCGGCGAUGCAACUUGCAAAGGACGUCGAGGGCCUUAUCAAAGAUAUGCCUACGCAAGAGGCCAAAAAGAUUGACGCUCUACUGGAGCAUGCUAAGAAGAAUCGGACAAGGAUCCCGUUCUCUCACGAGCCACCAAGUGAUUUGCAGCUCAACUUUGAAUUUGAACCGCCGACAACUGUAAUGUAUUCGACAGUGUUGAUGCGGCAUCAACCUCCGUUGGUCGAACUAUAUGCGACAAUUCCAGCUCGAGUUAUACAAGAAAAAGAUUACCUAAAUCACCGCAUUUUCUACAAGCAGGCAUUCUACUUGUAUUGGCUCAAGUCACAUUUGCCCGCUGGCAUGACCGCAUCAUUCGAGGAUGGCAGGCUCAUCAUCGUACGUGACAAUGUUCGGAUACAGGUUGUGGCCGCCAUUGAUGAAGUUAGCUUCCCCGUCUCAAAGUUGGAGGCUAGCAAAAAUGCAGACCGGAGUGUGGAAGGGCCAACUCCAGAUUAUAAUCAGGAAGUGCUUUGCUUGCAAGCGACACUGACGUUCAAAGAAAAGGAAAAUGCUAUCCGGGCCCGUUUGUCUAGCUAUGACGACAGCCUACGUUUGGCGCAUCGAUUUUUGUCUCUGCGAGAUCUGCCGAUAAGCUUGUCGCAAUGGUCAUGGGCGACUUGCCAGACGCUAGAAGCAAAACAGAAAGUUCCAAAUUCGCCACUUGCUCUAUUCCGAGCCACUUUGCAAUAUAUGGUGACGCUAGCUGAAACGACAACUUGGGAUGCUCUUCAUCAGAUCAGAUCAAAUGAAAUGCAAAGGCUAUACCUGCAGUACGAGUGCAAUCUUGUGCUCAAUCGACUCAAUUCUGCUGGUUCAGAAGCUUUCGGCAUUGAACAGGCAUUUGCCAAUUUGUUUUUGCGACGCGUUGCCAAUGCCGCUCACUUUGACGCCACUUUUCAUGUCCCUGGAACGGUCGAUUGCGCCAAGCUGUAUCGCGUUGUGAAACGCGCAACUCCUGGCAGAGUCUCUCUCAUACAUGUUCAACAAGAAGCAGAUGGUGCACGCCUUGGAUUGUUAUUUGAUGACGAGAAGCUUGUACGCAGUGGCAUGGUGCUUGGACCAGCAGCAAACACUGAAGAUGCCAAUCAGUUUCGGGCCUUCUGGGGUCCCGAGUCGGAGCUUCGCAAGUUCAAAGAUGGCCGCAUCCUGGAAACCGUCAUGCUCAGUUCGAAAGAUCCAUUGUUGAGCCUCUUACAGCAUGUUCUCAAGUUGCAUAUGCAAUGCUCGAUUGAACGAAUAUAUGAUCAAUUUGAUGAGGCGUCAAUUGAACAAGAAGCCCAAAUUGCACAACAGCGCAUGGCAGAAUUUGAAGAGAUUGCCCGCCUGGCACGAGAAGCUGAGGAUCUGCCAUUGCGCAUCACCACAGUAUCAAGGACAUCGUCUGCAUUUGGGCCGCACGCGACACUUGACGGUGUCAUUGUCUUUGAGUCGAGCGCUCGCUGGCCUGAUCACAUUCCUGCUAUCCAACGAACAAAGAUUGCUUUGCUCCUCAGUUGUCAACGAAGUUUCUCGGCCAUUCCGGGCGUCGUGCGAUGUCAAGUCGGGUUGGAACAAAGCAAGGUGACUCUUUACAACGGAGAAUCUCUCAGUAACUUGUCCUUCCUGCAAGUGCAAGCAGAAUCUGGCAGCCUCUAUAACUUGCGGGUUCAAUUCGAUCGAGAAUACACACUGCUCGAGAAUGAGUCGAAAAAAGCACAGCCGGACAAGACCAGAUACAUGGAUGCUAUGCGGGAUUACAAAUCACUGUAUGUCACUCCGACGCUACAUCGUCAGAGCAUAGCGAAUGUCGCUUCGAAGCACCCCAUGUUUGCCAGCACGGUUCGCCUUUUGAGCAGAUGGGUGUCGGCGCACUUGUUGUCACGUCACUUUCCACAGCAUCUGAUUGAGCUUUUGGCUGCUCACGCUCUCAGUAGCGAAAUCAGCCCAUUUGCAGAGCCCAAAUCACUCUUUUCGAGCUUCUUCCGUGUCAUUCAGUUCCUUGCUCACUGGGAUUGGCGGCAGGAGCCUGUUGUUGCGGAGCUUGAUCAAAGUCUGACGCAAGCCCAGCGUGAUGCAUUACAAGAGCGCUUCAAGCAGAUACGGCAUUCGGAUCCUGCAAUGCAGCUGAAAGGCCUGCUGGCUUAUGGGGCUUACGAUUUGGCCACCGAUAUUCAAGUUGAUCGGGUUGCUGCUCUUCGUAUGACGCAGCUUGCAAGAGCGUCCUUUGACUUAUUGGGUGAGCAUGGUGCCGACCUGUUCAAGACGCCACUGACAGACUUUGAUAUUGUGCUGAAGCUCAAGCAUGGAAAAGUGUACAAGAACAUUUCCAGCGAGAACCCAGUCAACAAGCUUUUUGUUGAUGACCUUGAAGCACUCUUUGGUGAUACAUUUCUGGUCUUUGGUGGUGAUGGUCAUGCAAUUGGAUUGAUGCUCAGACCCGAGCUGCGUGAUCCUACGACGCAGUGGCGAUUCCGGGUAAACCUUGGCUUCAAUGCCAUGCCCGUCAAGUCUGAGGGCGAUUCACUGCAGGUCAAGCUGAACAUCCAGGGCACGCUUGAUGAGAUUCUGCGAAUGGGCGAGGGUAUAAUCUCUGAUGUGGAUGUACACAUGGAUCUGCCGUAGCAUAUAGCAGCUAUUUUAUAACUCAUCUACAGCAAAUCUGGUACUCUAUGUUGGUCGCCUAACCCUAACUCCCAUCGUCAUCUUUCGCUCUUGAGACGACCGCGCUCAGCUUCUGCACAGCGAAGGUCUCGUACUUCAGUAGACAACAGCAAAGCAAAUCACCAUGUCGACUGAUCUCUGCCCUGUCUAUGCUCCCUUCUUUGGCGCCAUGGGUUGUACGGCUGCCAUUGUCUUUUCCUGCUUCGGCGCAGCUUACGGCACCGCCAAGUCUGG
Protomyces lactucae-debilis is the source of this 3189-nucleotide messenger RNA. RefSeq names its product Nrap protein-domain-containing protein. The record is from RefSeq and is a predicted model, not a curated record. The coding region runs from base 34 to 2916 and encodes 960 amino acids. Gene Ontology annotation, cellular component: CURI complex; small-subunit processome; UTP-C complex. NCBI's taxonomy places the organism in Eukaryota, Fungi, Ascomycota, Taphrinomycetes, Taphrinales, Protomycetaceae. Gene Ontology annotation, biological process: rRNA processing; tRNA export from nucleus. The transcript has a single exon.